AUGAUCAAAGAUUGGGUGAAUUUUCUGCCAAGUGAAAUAGACAGGUUUAUUAUUUCCCUUCAAGACCUGGUUCAAUCAUUUCAAACUGAGGAAGAGCUGACUUGGUUUGGACUAUCAGAUAAGUGGGCAGUUAAAGAGGAAUUUAAGGAUCACUUCCCUCGGAAAAGUCACUUGCACAUGACACCAGACGAAAGAAAAGUUGCACUAUGAUGCCUUUCCAAGCUGUGCCCCGACUCAGCCGCUUUUCAUAGAUGCAAACGGUUUAAGUUCUAAACUGGUCAUACCCGAAGUGCAUCGAUUGAGCCCCAAAACUCACAGAUGGACCCUCCUUUACCAUCAAAGAAGGAUCUAGAACGCCUUAUGGAUACUAAGGUUUGUCUGCAAAGUCUGCUGUGUUGGUACAUGAUGAAGCCACACGAGAUGGUUUCCAACAGGGAGCAUUUCUUGUCAGUAGCAGAAGACCCCAACCAAAUACUGCUCCAUACACAGUGACGUGUCUCAAGAGUGGAAAGUGUUCAUGCGAAUGUGUUUUUACAGCUGUAACAAUAUCUGCUGCCACACUGUAGCUGUAGCAUGGAAGACGGGUACUUAGUCCAGAGUGUUAGAAACUUACAUGGGUAGAAAUGUGUACAGCACAAGCACCUCCACAGUCUCGUCUUCAGUCGGAAAGAAGAAACCAGUAGCCGGUUUCAAACGGAAGAAUUUAGACGUGGAAACACGGCAGACUGGAAAUGAUCGUACAGGCAUCAGUAACAGUUCAAGUGCACUUUUGGUCCAGCCAGUAAACCCCACAACAGUUGUGAACAGGAAACCUGUUCGUCUAGAAGAUCCUCCUCCGGCUGCCCCAUUGCUUAUAAAGAAAAUAACUGGCAACAUCCGAAAAUGA
Molecule: messenger RNA, 886 nt
Organism: Pocillopora meandrina
Lineage: Eukaryota; Metazoa; Cnidaria; Anthozoa; Scleractinia; Pocilloporidae
Source: the annotation of a GenBank genome assembly